CCUGCCUGCCUGCUUGCCUGCCUGCCUGCCUUUCAUUCUUCACUGCAGUGUCUCUCAGGGCAUCAUCUCUAGUGGAAAAGGCUCUCAUCUGUUCAAGCCAGACCCCCAGAAGCAACCAGGAAAAAAAAAAAGAGCAAGUAAGGUGAAGAUUGACCCUUCCAGAAAUGAACAGCUUGACGAAAUUAAACAAUAUUAAUGAAAUGAGAUAGAGAGCACUUUCAUGGCCAAUGUUGUGUUUCUAUCUCAAGCACAAACGUAAACUCAGGGAGAUUACAAAACAAAAGUGCUGUAAAGAAGUCAGAAUGAACCAAUGGGGCAUGAGCUGAGAUGCCAGUUGUUGUAAGCAAAUUAAACAUCUUGGCAAGGUGCAUGAGUCUUCCGAGGCUCAAAGCUGCAUGUUAGCACUUUAGGCUACUAUAGUCAAAGAUUGACGCCCCCCACUACAGCACCAACUAUUGCCCAGUACUGAAAGGAGGAUGGGUGAUGACCCUGUAAGCCUCUGCAAUUUGUCUCCUUUUUCCUCUCAUCCAUGGAGCCUUCAGCAGCAAGCGCUAUAUGGUCCAUCAAGAAUUCCUCCAUCUUCCAGAACUCACAUCAACUCCUGGCUCAUCCAAGCAAUGCAACCUUGGCCUCACAGGAUAACAACAUGCUUUCUCAGUCCAUAGCACUCUUCUUUAUGCUGCUUGUAGACCUGGUGGCUGUGGUUGGAAAUAUAGCUGUUAUGGUGGUCAUCAUCAAAACUCCGCAGCUGAGGAAAUUUGUCUUUGUGUUUCAUCUCUGCCUUGUGGACCUCUUGGCUGCCCUUCUUCUCAUGCCUCUUGCAAUCCUUUUAAGCUCCACUUUGUUUGACAAGGCCUUUUUCAGUGAGGCCUUGUGCCGUGGAUAUCUUUUUCUGAGUGUCUGCUUCAUUAGUGUGUCUAUUCUUUCUAUUUCAGCCAUUAAUGUAGAACGAUACUAUUAUGUGGUGCAUCCCAUGCGAUAUGAGGUGAAAAUGACCAUUGGUCUUGUGGUCACUGUGUUGGUGUGCAUUUGGAUCAAAGCCAUUGGGAUGGCUGUUGUCCCGCUGGUAGGAUGGAGUUCCCAGAGAAGAUCUUCCUCUCCUUUCCAAGAUGGAGUUCUGAUUGAUGGCCAUUGCUCGCUACAGUGGAAUGGAGGACACUCAAACAAUCAGGUGUUUGUAGUUUUUUUUACACUCUUCUACUUCCUUUGCCCAGUUCUGAUCAUUUUGGUGGUGUACUGCAGCAUGUUUAAGGUGGCUAGAGUGGCUGCCAUGCAUCAUGGACCUCUUCCAACAUGGAUGGAUACCCCCCGUCAGCGAUCAGAAUCGCUGAGUAGUAGGUCCACUAUGGUAACUAGUUCUGGAGCACCAAGGACCACUCCACAACGGGCAUUUGGUGGAGGAAAAGCAGCUAUCAUUCUGAUAGCAGUGGGGGGACAGUUUCUUUUCUGCUGGCUCCCUUACUUCUCUUUCCACUUAUACUCAGCUUUGACUAUGGUUGAACCAGAUUCUACAGCACAGCUGGAAAACAUUGUAACUUGGAUAGGCUACUUCUGUUUUACCUCAAACCCAUUUUUCUAUGGCUGUCUUAACCGUCAGAUCCGGGGGGAGCUAAGCAAACAUCUCAACUGUUUCUUCAAGCACACACCAGGAGAAGACAGGCUACCAAGCCGUGAGGGAUCUAUUGAAGAGAAUUUUCUCCAGUUUCUACAAGGCACUGGCUGCACGCUCGAGUCUCGGAAUCCGCACAGUACCUCGAGUCCCAAAAGAGACCAGCCACAGCAGCCAGCAGCAAUUGACUUCCGGAUACCUGGCCAGAUUGUAGAAGAAACCUCUGAGUUUUUGGAGCAUCAACACCUCAACCAUGACCUUACCAUAUCAGAAAACUGCAUUAGAACCAUGCCAUCUCAAAAGCCAGAGUUGUAACAAUAAGAAUGCUUUUCAGAAAUACUUUCAAGGAUAAUAUCAAAUAGCAUUUUGUGGAACAAAACAUUAAAAUGUAUAAAUGUAAGAACUUAUUUGAUACCAGUCAUAUUGAAUAUAAGGAGAAUUCAGCUUCAGUUUUCAAGAUGAUUAUUUUGUCUUUAAAUGUUUUUUCUUUCAUUAGGUUUGUGUUCUGAAAUGAAUCCAUUGCCAAAUAGCCAGUAUAACUUGGUAACUUGUGUGGGAAUUCUAUAUUGGAAAGAUAACGUGGAGACAUAUUACCAUAGUAACCGUUUUGAAAAAACCUGUGGCAGUUAUUUGAAAAUAUUAUUUUUUAUCCAAUUUAAUUUACAUUUUUGAACCGAUUUGCACUUGACAAUCCAAGUUUAGUGUGUAAUACAAUGCAGAUUAACCUAAACAUCAGAAGGCUUUCGUGACUGGGUUACAGGAGAUUUUUUCCAUAUCGCUCAUCCUAAUUGAUACCAAAUAUCAAAAAGUGGAAAGAAUAUUUAAAGUUGGAAACAUAGAAAGUUGUGGAAUUUUUAGGGUUUGCUUUUUCUCUGUUUCUAUACUUAGUUUCCAAGCUCUUUAACAUUUCUAUUUAAAAUAUUAUUAUUAAAUCAAUGUACAAAUGAUUAUUUAUGAAUUAAAUGUUUAAAGUGUUAUUUUUUAUUCUGAACUAUUGUUACAUUAAACCAAAAACUGAAGUAAGUCCAUGUUUAACAUUGUGGUCACCUUUCUGAAAAUCAUGCGGUCAAGAAACUGAAUCCAUGGAAAGCUACUAUAAUAAUAAGUGCACAUUAUUAUAAUGGCUAUCUAUAGCAGCAAUAAUCAGCAUACACUAUUUCAAUUGCCUUAUAGGGAAACAAAUCACAAAUAUAUUUCAUAAUAAAAACUAACAGUAAAAAAAUGUAGCAUAUCAUAACAUUAUACACACAUAAUAAUCAUUUCUUGGUUUGCAAUAUCCUCGAAAAAUAAUGUGAUCUGAAAGUAUGAUAAAUCCAUAUGCCAUCCACAACUAAAGCGAAUAGUUCUUAGAGCCAUUAAAAAAUCAUAAAGGCAUUUUAGAAUUUGUCACUUUCACUCUGAACAUUUUAAGCUUUACCUGAAGCUGCCACGCUACCCCUGUAAUCCCCUGCAACCGAUGGGGUUCAAAAGUAAAUGGAGGAACAGAGGUGUAUUACAACACAGUAUGCACAAAUUAGGUUUCAACAACCAAAACACACACACACACACACACACACAAAUCUGAUUCAAAAUAGCAUUCAAUAGGCAGUAAAGAGUGUUGGCAGCAAUACCUUUUUUUAUAACUGCUUAGAAGAAUAGCUGCCAUGAUGCAAGAAAUCGCUACAGAACCUGCAAAAAAAUUCCUAUCCUUUAUUAUCUGGGUCAACGAUGUAAGAAAAUGUAAGUCUUCAAAUGAACUUUAAUGGUGAAUUCCAGAA
Messenger RNA from Polypterus senegalus (gray bichir), 3366 nucleotides. RefSeq names its product G protein-coupled receptor 61 (gene gpr61). The transcript has 2 exons. Bases 530 to 1924 code for a protein of 464 amino acids. NCBI's taxonomy places the organism in Eukaryota, Metazoa, Chordata, Cladistia, Polypteriformes, Polypteridae. The record is from RefSeq and is a predicted model, not a curated record. Gene Ontology annotation, molecular function: G protein-coupled receptor activity. Gene Ontology annotation, biological process: G protein-coupled receptor signaling pathway. Gene Ontology annotation, cellular component: signaling receptor complex; plasma membrane; endosome.